AUGACAGAAACUUACAGUGAGAUCACUCGGGCGGCGGGGAACAAAUACAGAAAAGAGUACAUCCUGGGUGGUGAGUUGCUGAGCACGGAUGAAGAAGACGUAUCUGGUCCCGCUUGUGAUACAACUCCAAAGAGGACCGAAAGGGGUAUCAAUGACGCGCCAGCCGAUACUGAUGGUGAAAGCCGGAGCAGCAGGUCAAUUUACCCCAUGCGCUCCCUUCCAGAAAUCUCUGUUUUCAGGGACCUCAUUAUUCAGCUACCCGCUUAUAAGUGGCUUCUGGGAAGUGUUCAAAAGGUGCUCUAUUUGAGUGUGCCGGAGGGCAAGCCUGUUGGCAUCCGAACAGCGAUUAUUGAGCAUCUGCCCAAGUCAAGGUGGAUUGACACGCCCCCACGACAUAGCCUGACACUUUCAACAAAAUGGGACCCGCGUUCAUUCUUAUUGGAGCAGGAAUACACCGAGGAACCGUACAAUGCACUGGGGCGAGCGAUUACCAUUACUGGAUGCAGUGUGGAUGCCCAGGCAAUCACAGCAGCACAAUACCUGGGCCAAGUAUGGCCGAGUACUGGUCAUCAUUUUCUUCGCAUUAUGAAAGAUGUUGUCAAGGACGAUUUCGAUACCCCAUGUACAUAUGAUCUGUCAGAUGGAACACAUAUUGCCGUGUUGCCGCGCGGCCCACAAUUCACAGUCGAAGUCAACGGCAUAGCAGAGUCCAUUGCAGAAAUUGGAGAACAGCUUGCGUGGCUGGCAGCGGCUUUUCGAUCGCCCAUCAACAAUGCCCAGGUCAACAUUGUCCGCGCAUCGCUGGGUGAAAUGUGGACGAGCCUGUCCCGUGAGCAGACUGUCGCUGGGUAUCCUAUUCCACGCAGGCCCAAAUACGGUGUUGGACUAGAGAUUGGGCUAGAUACUAUGGCGAGCCUUCUAUCGACAGACCGCAUUAGCGUCUUUGGAAAUAAAAUGUACAUCAAGGCGUUCGCGAUGAUGCUGUUUCCGACUCAGCACGUUGGUAAUAUCAUCGUGUGGCACCUUCUCUGGACAGACCGAGGUCGCCUCUCAUACCUUAAGAGCAAGGGUAUCCUCAAGGAGAAUCUCAGCAUAUCCGACUUGGAGUCUUGUCGGCAUAUUGUUGGGUGGAGCACGGAAGUUAGGUAUAUGAUAGGCUCUGGAGAUGCCAACUAUGAUAUUGGUCGAUCUUGGCUAAGGGGUGUCCAUGAGAACAGUCAGUUGAAGGAGGUCUCGAUAUCGCAAGGGCGUCUGAUCAAAUCUGAUCGGAAACCAGCGCUUGGAAACCAGGAUAUAUCGUCUCUGGUCACUCGUGGGACUAUGAGAGCUAAACUUGAAGCUUUAUCUAGGCGAUAUAUGGUGCUCUGGGACGUCGGGUCUAAGCGGGGGUGGUUGGUAAAUGGCCCCAGUGCCCUGCUUCAUCUCCUCCGUGCUUCACUGCGGUUUAACCAAGUCGACGACCUCUCCUUCGCAUUCCUCUUUGACCCAGCGACGUUUGAGGAAGCCAAAGCUCCUUAUACAGUCUCUGCAGCCUUGCAGGUGCUUAUGAACCCAAGGAAUCUUGACUUGGCGCUUUAUGAGGAUGAUUCCGAGGGGUGUUCCAAGCCUCAUUACUAUCGAGUUCGCGAUCGACUCAACGACCUGUACGAGGUAGUCGAAAAGAUGCUGGAUUAUCAAAUCAUGAUCUGUGGCAAAGACGGUGUGAAGCUCCGAGAUGUUCCCCGAAGGUAUCUCGAGGGUUGGGACUUCAAAGAUAUCGCCACGAAGGAAGACCCAAUCUAUCCCCGCCUUGCCAAGUUGAAGACGAUUGGUAAAGGUUGGGUGGAUUUUAUCCGCGCAACCCAGGCAGUGGUUUUGUUUGGCAGAGAUCUUGGGGAUCUGGUCGAACCCAGCGCGACAAACGACCUCUGUAGUCACUGGAGGACUUUGCCAUGUGAUAGGUAUUACUUGGCUUGUAUGGGAGACUUGAAGAGGAUAUUUGACCGCUCUGGACAUUUGCUAUUCAUGCAUUCGGGGCCCACGUCUUUUGUUUGGCAUCCUUCUGAACCGACAUUUAGUCCGAGGUGCCGUCACAUCGAAAAUGGGGAUCUUCCUUGUGAGCCCACGAGGACAGUAUGGCGAGAAUCCGCUUCGUUUUGGAAGCUGGAAAACACCACCUACACUGGAGCUGUGGUUUUCGGCCACAGUUCCCAGUCUGAAUGGAUCUGGAGGGACACAGGAGAACCCGAACGAGGAAGCCUUCCCCUCUCGGAUGAAGAAUCAGACGGCAAUGAUCAAGCUGAUAGCGGGCUCGGUUCGAGUCUCCGGUCGUCGGCGAUUCCCGAGCGUCAGAGGAGCAUAGAGGGACCAAAUCUCGCUGGAUUUACACACAAAGACUAUAGGGUCGCUAUCAUCUGCGCGCUCUCUAAGGAGCUACUUGCUGUGAGAGCUCUGUUUGACUGUUCUCAUGGUGACCUGCCGACAAACGAAAAUGGUACGAAUACAUAUGCCCUAGGCUCUAUGGGCAACCACAACGUCGUUGCUGCCUGUCUACCCAGUGAAGAAUACGGUACGAACGCUGCGUCGAAAGUCGCAUCAGAUAUAGAGAAAAGCUUCCCUGCAGUGAAGUGGCACUUUGUUGUUGGAGUCGGGGGAGGCGUGCCCUCGAGCGGGCAUGAUAUCCGCCUUGGUGAUGUAAUCGUCAGUACAAGUGUGAUUCAGCACGACAUGGGCCGGGCAAUGCAGGGCGGCAGCAGCUUUGAGAGCACUGCGCUCGCGCAAAGGCCAGCCAGGUCACUUAUGACGGCAGUAAGCUUGUUGCAGUCCGACCCGUACCAUACGCAUGAUUGCCUCGAGCCGCACAUCCAACAGAUAGUUAACUUACGCUCGGAAUACAAAGACCCUGGUCAAGACCACGACAGACUCUUCGAGCCGCACUACAAGCACGAACCUGGCCACAAAACAUGCACCAACUGCAGUGGCCCCGAGGUCAACAGAAAGCCUCGAUCCCCGGGACCCGCAUCCACUAUGGCCGUAUUGCCUCUGGAAACCAAGUGA
Molecule: messenger RNA, 3036 nt
Organism: Aspergillus calidoustus
Lineage: Eukaryota; Fungi; Ascomycota; Eurotiomycetes; Eurotiales; Aspergillaceae
Source: the annotation of a GenBank genome assembly